GCCCCGCCCGUCCAGAGUAGCUGGGCUCCGGGUGGGCCGCGGGCCCGGGAGGCGGCGGGGCGCCCCGAAGAAGGGCCUAGGCUGCGCUGAUAACAUGGGCGGCCCGGGCUGCAGGCUCGGGCUUGGGGCCGAUUCCCGGGUCCCAGGGCCGCGGGGAGACUCCGGCGGGGCUUUCUGGUGUCCCAGCGCCUUUCAUUCCAUCUCGUGGGAGGAGUGAGAGUCCCUUGAUCACCGUUUCUCAAAGUGGGUCCGCGAGCAGACUCACGACCCCGCUUUAGACUUUCUGAACCGGACUCUGUGCCAUGGCCCAGGAAUCUGAAUUUUCAGCAAGCGUUCCAGAUGUUUUUGAUACAGGUGGUCACAGGACCGCACUUUGGAGACACUUCCCCAGAGGGCAGGGCACUUCCGAUACAGCAGGGAGCCUAAGCGGGUGCAUUUGAGGACGGGGCGUCCUGACUAGCUUUGAAAUGGUGUUGAUCGUCUGCCUCUGCCUUAUGAGAUACUGACUGAGGCAGGGGUGUCUUAAAUCCUUGCACUCGGUGCUGCUGUGUUCCCGUUGCCACCGAUAGGAGUCUUCAGAUGGACAGAUGCUCAGAGUGAAGUGCCUGGGUCCGGAGCCUUAGAGAUAAAACAGUGCGGAAGGAGGCAGUGUGUGCUUCAGCAGGAAGAAUUUGAAGUUGGUCCUGCUGGCCUGGAUUGGGGCUGUCUUCACCACUUCCUAGCAGGGCAGCCUUAAUGUGGACCCAGCACACAUCACUCUCUUUCCCCAGUGUCCUCAUCUGUCAAUAGGCACAGUAUUUCUUAUCCAAUAGGGCUUUUGUGUGAAGUAGGUAAUGUCUCUCAAGCGUCUCGUACAGUGGCUGGCACAUAAGGGGGACCAGGACCACCAUUGAUUUGCAAUUUUUGAAAGUGGUUCAAGGCAAAAAUUCAGGUGUUUGUGGGAGCAAUGGAAAGUCACAAGACAGAAGAAGAGAUGUUAGAUAUUCUUCAGCUGAACGUGGGUGGCUGUAUUUAUACAGCCAGGCGAGAGUCUUUGUGCCGCUUUAAGGACUCCAUGCUGGCAUCCAUGUUCAGUGGUCGUUUUCCUCUAAAAACAGAUGAAUCAGGGGCUUGUGUUAUUGAUCGUGAUGGACAUCUAUUUAAAUACCUUUUGGAUUAUCUUCAUGGAGAAGUUCACAUUCCCACCGAUGAGCAAACCCGUGUUGCUCUGCAGGAAGAGGCUGAUUACUUUGGCAUCCCUUAUCCGUAUAGCCUGUCUGACCACUUGGCCAAUGAAAUGGAGACAUAUUCUUUAAGGUCAAAUAUAGAACUUAAAAAGGCUUUAACAGACUUCUGUGAUUCAUAUGGUUUAGUUUGCAAUAAACCAACAGUUUGGGUUCUCCACUAUCUUAACACAUCUGGUGCAAGCUGUGAGAGUAGAAUUAUUGGUGUAUAUUCCACAAAAACUGAUGGAACAGAUGCUAUUGAUAAGCAGCUUGGAGGAAGAAUUCACAGUAAAAGCAUUUUUAAGAGAGAGGCGGGAAAUAAUGUUCAGUACAUUUGGAGCUAUUAUUCAGCAGCAGAAUUGAAGAAAAUGAUGGAUGCCUUUGAUGCUUGGGAAGGAAAAGGUGUGAGCUACUGGCGGGUACCUCAUGAGCUGAUAGAAUGUUGGACUCUGGAAGAGCGACCUUUACUUGGAAACCUGCGCCACAUGGCCCCAAUUCGAAAGAGGCGACUGAUAGCACUUAAUGAAGAGGAAGAAGAUGUGAACUGUAAGACUGGUCCUAAGCCGGUCAGAUUCGUGGGCCCUUCCACCAGCACCCAAAUUAAAGUCAAGAACUCAGCUUCCAUUAGGGUGUCUCCGGCCAGUGCCCUCCAAGCCUGGUCCCAGGCCAUGGCAAACCAGUGUCCAGGCAGAAGUACAGCUCAGCGCUCGGCAUCAUCGAAAACCCCAUCCCCGGUGGGCACUGGGCUACCUGGGCAUUCCCCAGCUUCCCCUGGGACCGGGAGUGCUGAAAACGGAGCCACACACCCCCCUCCAGCUAAGGUUCUGUUCUCCGACAAGAAGGCCACCCCACAUCGAGUGGUAAAACUGAAGCGGACUCCACUGUGUGCCCCCGGGCCUUCCCCGCCUGCCUUCACAGCAGUGAGGCCUGAGGGGGUCCCAGAACCGCCGCCCCACGAAGCACCCACCGUGGGCGUGCGGACCAAAAAUGGGCAGGGCAAGGCUGAUUGAUGGAAACAGUGGGCUCAGAAGUCCUGAUUGCUUCCAGAGCUCCCACCCUGUUUGCUACGCAUAAGUGGCACUGUUUGUUGAUGCAGUUGAGGUGAAAACUUAAUGUUUCUAUUCAGGAUAAGUACGGGAAAAAUAGAUUGUGUGAAGUAGGAAUGGAGGACGGGAGACUUUAGGUGGUUAGGGCUAUAUUUACUUCUCAUUUUCCCAACUUUUAAAUGAUAAUUUGUCUACAGUUUGAAUUUCAGGUUUUUAAUUGUGUCCUUUUUUUUUUAAUGAUUGAUUGGUAUUGGUAUAAAGGCAACAAAACAGUACAGCAAAAUCAUCACUUGAGAAGUUUACUUUGUUGCUAAAGUAAUUAUAGACUUUAGGCACUUUUGUAAUGUUACGCAUUGCAGCCCAGGGAGAGGAGUCAUUUGGGCUUAGAUAUUCUUGUCUGGUGAAAUAGAGAGGGCGGUGUUAGGGCUUCCUUGUGCUUUAUCAGAGCCGAGAGAGAUUUGAGAGAAAACUUUUAUCAAGGUGAACUCCCCACAAGUUACUCUCAGAACUAUUUUCUUUCGUUGAUUGGCUUUUCUUACUCUUUCCCGUUAACAGGUUUAUUUAUACAUCACAAUAUUUCUUGGGAUAAAAACUGUAUAACAUGUCUUUGGAAUAAAUUAUUAAAAUAUUUUAAUUUGAAUAGUGAAGUUUUGAAAGUAUUUUGAAAAAGAGAAGUUAAAAGUUGAACUGUUUAUGAUUAAUUUUUCCCCUAGAAAUGACCAUUGACGAGUCAUUCUGAUUAUACAAUAUGAUUUUUAUGCAUAAAAUAUUCACAUGACUUGAAUUUACUAUUGUUAAACAGAGCAUUUUCAUUAAUCCUCUGUUUUCUCACAGCUGCUCAGUUGUGUGUGUUUACUCACACAUGUUAGGUUGUAUAAUUGGGCCGCAUAUUUCUGCCUUCAGUGAGCAGAAUGCCUUCCGCGCGUUAAAAAUAAGUUCAUAAAGCAGGGUACUUUUUACUCAGCGCUUAUUGUACUUUCAUUGCUUUGAAAGGGUAAAUAUAUGAAAACAUUACAUUUUGCAGAAUAAGGUAAAACUUUUCCAUAACAAGUGACAUUUUCUGUUACUGUACUUGUUCUUAAGCCUUGGAGCCCUUUAAUAGUUUGAAAGUUGGUGAAGUUUAUAUACGUUAUCUAUUUCCGCUUACAAAAUUGCUUUCCUGUAUAGGUAAUGGAUAAAAUAAUUAAACCAAUUUUGGAUUGCUAUCCAAAUACCAGCAGCCUUUUAAAAUGGAUGUUGUAUUUGGCCAGAAAAAUCAAAUAUUUAACUGAAGAGUCAUGAGUGACAUUCCCCUGUGGAAUAUACAAAAUAUUAAGUUACCUGUGAAAAAAUACUAUUAUAGAGAAUCCAGGUGUCCUGAAAAAUCAAAGACCAUAGUGAAUUUUGAGAACUUCCAGUUAGGACAUUAUUAGUAUUUGCUUGAUUCUAGGACAUUUUGAAUUGAUUCAUGUAAGAAAAUUUUAUACUACUAAUAAAUAUUUAAUGUGUAUUUUAUACAUAAUAAACAUUUAUCUGGAAAAGAAACAUGUUGAAUAUUUAUCAUGGGUGAUUCAGUCAACAGCCUGCAUUUCUUUGCAUCAGGUAAUUUAAGGGAUAGUCUAUUUAGCACAUUUAGCCUUCAUAAGAAGAGAGUUUUGGGAAUAACUACUAGGCUGUGGCACAGCGGAGGUGGGAAGGGGCAAAUGGUCUCUCAUGGGUAUCAGGAGUCAAAGUCAAAUUCAGGAUGCUGUUGGAACUUGAGGCUCACUUUGUUUGGGUGUGGUUCCUUAGGAAUUAGGUUAAUUUCCCAUGAAAACACCUUUUUCCUAUCACCAGACCCUGUAAAUAUGAAAGAUUUGGCAAUCUCAUUAUAACCCAUUGCUCUUCCAGGAAAAAAUAAAAAUUUUAAAAAAGGAAAGCAUGUUUUAUAAAUAGUGAUUCUGUGUCAUUACUUUGGAGAAGUAGGUUUAUGUGGCUGUUGGAUCAGGGGACAAUAGAAAUUCUUAAGGGUAAGUAGGAUAUUAGGUACUGCUCAUACGAAAAACAGAUAAUUGACCUUCCAGGUAAUCUCUCUUUUGAAAACCGUUUUGCCCUCAUUAGUUAGUUAUAUCGUGGAGAGCCUAAGGCUGACA
Messenger RNA from Rhinolophus ferrumequinum (greater horseshoe bat), 4362 nucleotides. RefSeq names its product potassium channel tetramerization domain containing 18 (gene KCTD18). Gene Ontology annotation, biological process: protein homooligomerization. NCBI's taxonomy places the organism in Eukaryota, Metazoa, Chordata, Mammalia, Chiroptera, Rhinolophidae. Bases 947 to 2215 code for a protein of 422 amino acids. The record is from RefSeq and is a predicted model, not a curated record. The transcript has 7 exons.